Chaetomium globosum CBS 148.51 is the source of this 423-nucleotide messenger RNA. RefSeq lists its product as uncharacterized. Bases 1 to 423 code for a protein of 140 amino acids. The transcript has 2 exons. NCBI's taxonomy places the organism in Eukaryota, Fungi, Ascomycota, Sordariomycetes, Sordariales, Chaetomiaceae. Gene Ontology annotation, biological process: proteolysis. The record is from RefSeq and is a predicted model, not a curated record.
AUGCCGGAUGUGGAUGGGGAGUUGUUGGGUGAUGACCGGGGAGGGGGUGAUGAAGGGGAGGGGGGGUUUUGGGAGGGGUUGCCGGGGGAGUUGGAGACGGAGGUGGAUGUGGAGGACGUCCUUGGGAGGUGGAGGGGGUAUUCGCCGAAACAUAUGGAUCUGAGGAUCUCAGAGGAUGCUGGGCAUUACCUGUGCGACUUCAUCUACUUCUCGAGCCUGGCGCAUUUGGAGCGGGCCGGGGAGCGGAGGAGGGUCCUGUUCCUGCACGUGCCGAGUGAUGCGUCGGAGCAUAGCAUUGCCACCGGGCGGGAGCUGCUGCUGCAGUUGGUGCGGUCCGUGGUGGAGAGCGAGAUGGUGAAGAGAGAGAAGGAUAAGGCGGGUGCAGGUGAGGCUGCGGGUGCGGCUGCAGAUGCAGCGAACUAA